This is a messenger RNA of Anopheles coustani, 594 nucleotides long. RefSeq lists its product as uncharacterized. NCBI's taxonomy places the organism in Eukaryota, Metazoa, Arthropoda, Insecta, Diptera, Culicidae. The record is from RefSeq and is a predicted model, not a curated record. Bases 1 to 594 code for a protein of 197 amino acids. The transcript has 2 exons.
AUGGCAGACAUGCUGGCCGUCAUGCGGGAGGAGUCAUCGCGGAACGCGACGGUCAUCGCUGAACUGCGGGAGAUGCUCAAGGAGUUGCGAGAUGAUAACCGUGAGCUCCGGACCCAGGUUAGCGUCCUCACCCAGCAGCUGGCGACCAUGAAAAAUGAGCAGAACGAGCAACUGGCGCAGACCAUUAAACAAGGUGCUGCAACAAUCAACAACCUGCCUCGCCGCAAAACAACCAGCAGCCAGCAGAAGAAGGAGAAGCCGGCUCCGAAAGAAAAGCCUCAAAGGAGCCAGCAAAUAGAUCCGCAGCAGCAGUCGAAGCCUCGGCGGGAGAACCCGGAUCAGCAGCGGCAGCGGUCAAAGCAGCAGCAGCAUCCGCAUGGGCAGCAGGGUCGGCAGCAGCAGCAGGAGAAGCGGCAGCAGCAGCAGGAAGAUGGGUUUACGAUGGUUGGCAAGAAAGGCCGCCCGGUUGAUAACAAACAAGGGCAUGACCAACACACCAACCAAGAAAAACCCCAGGUCAACAAAGGCAGGAGAAUUGACCAUCAGAGUGCUCCGAAGGAAAAGCAGAGCUUCGCCAGUGUAGUAGAAGUUUGA